AUGACACAAGUCCGGAUCAGUCUGAUUCUUAAAGACAAAGAUCCAAGCGAGUGUAGAAGUUACUGUCCAAAUUUGUGGCGUUGUCAGUUUCUGCUGCCUCUGGUCUCUCUGGGUCUGGUGGUUUUGGGCGGUCUGACUGGGUUCUGUGCAUGUGUGUGCAGCAGUCUGGCGCCAGCACUCUUCAUUGGCUUGUUGCAGCUGCUCGCAGGUUUGUGUUCUCUGGCGACUGUGUGCUGUUUCCUGGCGGGGAUGGACCUUCUUCACCGCGUGUCCAUGCUGCCGGAUCGUGUGGACGCGAAUCUCGGCUGGUCUCUAUAUCUGGCGCUCAUCGCAUCUCCUCUGUACAUGAUGUCGGCCGCGCUGCUCGCGUGGGCCGCUCGCAGUCACAGUCAGACGUACGACCGCAUGAUGGCGUAUAGAGUCGCGUAAAACAUCAGUGAUGCUCGUGGAUGGAAAAAUCUUAUCCGUGUCGAGUUCAGCAGAUUAAUUCUGAAUGUCAACGCCCUAAACCUGAACUCAAAUUAACUUUGACACUGAAUCUGUAGAGCAAUCACAUCCUGACAAAUGAAAAAUGCACUUUUGGAAAAGUGUGUGUGUGUGUGUGUGUGUGUGUGUGUGUGUGUGUGUGUGUGUGUGUGUGUGUGUGUGUGUGUGUGUGUGUGUGUGGUGUAUUUUAAUCAGUUGUGUUUAGAGUUCAGUAUGAAUGCAAGCAGGGGUCAAAAUUACAGCUUAGUUAUUAAAGAAAGGCAGUUAAUAAAGAAGGUUUGCUGGUCAUAUACUGUAUAUUCUUACUGCCAUGAAACAAAACUUUGCAAUAUGUUUUAUUAAUAACUGUAAUAAUUAUUUAGAUUUUGUUUUUGCUUAGGAGUUUUGAAAAAAAAAGAGAGAGAUAGAGAACUGAAGAACUUCAGACAUCUCUUCGUGAGUAGAGCUCCAGCUGUAAUUAAACACAUCUGACUGUAAUUAUCAAAUAAUCCUGAAUACAUUGAUCAGCUAUUUCAGAUGUGUGUGAUAGAUUUGAAAUGAUAUUGAAUUUCAAUUAUUAUUAUUGCAGUUAAAAACAUAAAUUUCAUUAAUAGAAGUACAUAAAAUGAUCAGCCAUUUGGCGAGUAAUCCCUUUUAUUUUGCGAGUGUUCAUUUUAGACCAUGGAUGUUGGUCUAUGGCAGUCUCGUGAAUGUAUGUGGUCUCGCUGACCUGACGGUUUGAAGAACAAGAACUGAUUCACAAAAUCUUUAUAUAGGAUUUAACAUUUUGUGUGUAUGUUUAAGUGUUUGUUACCAUUUGAACACUGACAAACUUUCAGUCAAACACUAAAGUGUAAGCUGUGAUAUAAUAUCAUGCACAGAGAUUAAUUACUGUUUUAUUAAACGCAUUUAUCUUGUGGUUUAGUGAAUGGCCAGGAAACUUUGUGUAUUGCUUUUAAUUUAUUAAUCCUAUGUAUUACUAUAAUUUGCAUGGAAUUUAUUGAGAUGCUUUUUGUUGUUGCCAUAAAAAUAAUAUAAAUGUCAGUGUCAGUGUUAAACUGGUUUUGGUAUAGAAAACAAAUUACAUGUUGAAAUACUGCAGUGUUUACUGCCAGCUUUUACUUUGAAGUUGUAAGUGAAAUCAUGUGCAGCAGUAAACAUUUCAACUAAAUUAUGCUGCAUUAUUGUCACUUGACCUCAUCAUGCUGGAUGUUUAAUUCACUGAUUGGCAUCCAGUUAUCUGGGAAAUAAAAUUGUUGUGU
Messenger RNA from Xyrauchen texanus (razorback sucker), 1727 nucleotides. Its product is annotated as claudin domain-containing protein 1-like. Gene Ontology annotation, cellular component: membrane. The transcript has 3 exons. NCBI's taxonomy places the organism in Eukaryota, Metazoa, Chordata, Actinopteri, Cypriniformes, Catostomidae. The coding region runs from base 1 to 429 and encodes 142 amino acids. The record is from RefSeq and is a predicted model, not a curated record.